Messenger RNA from Penicillium taxi, 1827 nucleotides. Its product is annotated as putative UV radiation resistance protein (UVRAG). The transcript is spliced from 2 exons. The coding region runs from base 1 to 1827 and encodes 608 amino acids. NCBI's taxonomy places the organism in Eukaryota, Fungi, Ascomycota, Eurotiomycetes, Eurotiales, Aspergillaceae. Gene Ontology annotation, molecular function: SNARE binding. Gene Ontology annotation, biological process: SNARE complex assembly. Gene Ontology annotation, cellular component: endosome; lytic vacuole. The record is from RefSeq and is a predicted model, not a curated record.
AUGGAGGUCGUGGCGGAUGUACAGCAUGACGCAGGCUCUCGAAGAGAGCGGGCGUGGCUAUAUGCAUCGAAUCGUAAGCUUCGGCACCUCCAUGGAGUCUCGAUACGAAACUUGAUCGCCACUCCACCGUCAAGCCGAGCUCGUGGUAAAACUAUUGAUGAUCACGAUAUUCCCAAUGCCAAUUCACCUUCCAAGAUUUUUGCGCAACGAGAUAGCCGUUCUUUACAUCCCUCGCGAUCAUUUACAGACCUUAAGUCGCGUUCAUUGCAGGAUCUGCCUGCAGAAACGAGAAAUGGCUCCCCACUACCCCGUCGGCGUAGCUCACUUCCUUGGAACGAUCCCAAUCCCCAGAAGCGACAGAUCAAUCUUGAAGGCAUCAUGAAAAGUCGCAUGGCGGAUUCUUGGUUCUCGCUUCAUUGCGAAGGUAUUGACAACCCAGUAUAUGUCAGCGAGGUGAUUGAUCAAUCGACCAAUCCUAGCUUCCAGUCUUUCGAUCUUAAUUUAUGCGGCCCUGUCGUCUCUCGUCGUGACACAUUGACCCUCAAGCUUUGGGCUAGGACAGAGGCUAUGUCUGAUUAUGUGCUUCUCGUCGAGUUGCAGCUGCACCUGCGGUCUUUGCAGUUCCUCGAGAAGACACUUGAGAACUUUCACCAGCCGUUGCCUCCUAACUCUAUUCUUUUCCAUUUCUCAGAUGGUGUGUAUACCAAUCUCACCGAUAUACCAUCAAUGGAAGCUUCAAUCAAUGGUACCGGACAACGAGCCAAUGUCGAUGGAACUGUGCUUCCUACUUCCUCUUAUGAUGCCUUGAUGCGGCUGGCGAAUUUGGACGAGUGCAUUCAAGAUGCGUUAGCUACUCGGGAAAAACUGGAAGCGCAGAUCGAAGUUAUUCUCAAGAAAAAUGAGGGAGCUUUGACAACUGAAAGCAAUGCCGCAAAGACACAAGAUCGCCUUUCGUCAAUCAAGCAUGCCGUUGCUGCGGAGCGGAAGCAACUCCGAGUCACAACAAAACACAAAGAUGAUCUCAUUGCUAGCAUCAAGGCUCGGAAAGAGGCUAUGGAGAGAGGGCGCAACAUCCAAGAUAUAGCCCGGGGCCAUCUUCCACAGGCCCAGGAGAAGCUGGUGUUUUGCGAAAAGUUGCUUCAGAAGAACUCAGAAGAUCAAAAGGGCCAGGUUGGGCGCAUUGCCGAGGAUCUUAUGGUUAUCUAUCCCAUUGAACCAAUUCCCGAAAAGCCACUGGCUUUCACCAUUGUCGGGUUAUCACUCCCGAAUUCCAACUUCGACGACAUUGACCGAGAGAAGGUUGCUGCAGCACUAGGAUACACUGCACACUUGGUGUACCUGCUUUCGUUUUAUCUAUCAGUGACAAUUCCUUACCCAAUCAAUCCCAGCCAGUCAACGUCCUUGAUCCAAGACCCUAUAUCGCAAGGUUUGCCGCAACGCACUUUCCCUCUUUACCCAGUUAGCGUCCAGUACCGAUUUGAGUACGGCGUGUUUCUAUUGAAUAAGGAUAUUGAAUUCCUACUUAACAAGUGUGGAAUUCACGGAUUGGAUAUCCGUCACACUCUCCCCAACCUCAAAUACCUUCUGUACAUUUUGACUGCAGGUACAACAGAAAUUCCUGCUCGGAAGGCUGGCAUUCGAGGCCUUGCAGAAAGACUAGCACCUAGCUUGUCCCGGCGCAGUAGUGCAGACAGCGCUGUCUCUGGUGAACUGUUUCAGUCGCGCAAGGCUUAUGAUUUACUUCGGAUGAAUGGUGGCCUUGGUCUUGGCCUGGACCAUGGACCAAACGCGACGGUGAACAGGUCUCUGUCGUCUCGAGUUGCUUGA